This is a messenger RNA of Erythranthe guttata (spotted monkey flower), 1968 nucleotides long. RefSeq names its product beta-amylase. The record is from RefSeq and is a predicted model, not a curated record. Gene Ontology annotation, biological process: polysaccharide catabolic process. Gene Ontology annotation, molecular function: beta-amylase activity. NCBI's taxonomy places the organism in Eukaryota, Viridiplantae, Streptophyta, Magnoliopsida, Lamiales, Phrymaceae.
UAUAUAUAUAUCCCUUUAAUUAUUAGUACAUAUACAUAUAUGCAUAUAUAUAUCAUGUCUAGUAUUAGUAGUACUAUCGUUGUGUCGAAACAAGUCGUCGGAGUUGUAAAUCAUCCUCAGCAUUCAGACAAGAGAUCAAACGGACAACAAUGGCAGCUCAAAAACAACCUCAAACGACGACCGCUAUUAUUCACUUCCAACAAACGAGCAAUCGUCAAAAUCCGGCCUCUUCAGGCUAUUGUCACCACAGCAGAGACAAUUUCUCCGUUAAUCCGCAACAGUGCCAUGGCUAACUACGUUCCCCUCUUCGUCAUGCUUCCGCUUGGAGUGGUUACUAGAGAAAACAAGUUCCCGGACGAAGCCAAGUUCGAAAAGCAACUCAACGAACUAAAACGAGCGGGAGUAGACGGAGUAAUGGUGGACGUGUGGUGGGGUAUAACAGAGGCCCAUGCCCCGAAGCAAUAUGAUUGGUCUUCUUACGUAAAACUAUUUCAUCUUGUCCGAAAAUGCGGUCUCAGAAUUCAGGCAAUUAUGUCUUUCCACCAAUGCGGUGGCAAUAUCGGUGACGGUGUUUACAUUCCGGUCCCACAAUGGGUUCUUUCCAUCGGAGAAAAAGAUGCUGACGUGUUCUACACUAACAAAUCGGGGAAUAGAAAUCAAGAGUACUUAUCUCUUGGUGUCGAUAACCUCCCUCUCUUUCAGGGUCGAACCGCUGUUGAGAUGUACCGCGACUACAUGAUUAGCUUCAAAGAGAACAUGUCGGAUUUUUUGGAAGACGAAACGAUUAUCGAUGUCGAAGUCGGGCUAGGGCCCGCUGGAGAACUAAGAUACCCAUCAUAUCCAGAGACUCAAGGAUGGGUAUUUCCAGGCAUUGGAGAAUUUCAAUGCUAUGACAAGUACUUGAAACAAGAUUUCAAAGAAGCCGCAGCAAAUGCAGGGCACCCGGAAUGGGAUUUGCCGGACAAUGCAGGAACGUACAACGACACCCCCGAAAAAACGGGCUUCUUCAAGCCAAACGGGACCUACAAGACGGAAAAGGGAAUAUUCUUCUUGAAAUGGUACUCAAAUAAGCUAAUCGAACAUGGUGAUCAAAUUCUCGACGAAGCCAACAAAAUUUUCCAAGGGUACAAAAUCAGGAUAGCUGCCAAAGUGUCAGGAAUUCACUGGUGGUACAAUGACGACAGCCACGCCUGUGAGCUAACAUCGGGUUACUAUAACAUGAAAGACAGAGACGGGUACCGUCCGAUCGCAAGAAUGAUAUCGAGACACUAUGGUACUUUGAACUUCACUUGUAUGGAAAUGAGAAAUUUCGAGCAAUCGGCCGAGGCUAAGUGUGCUCCUCAACAACUUGUUCAACAGGUUCUGAGUGGGGGGUGGACGGAAAAAAUCGACGUAGCUGGUGAGAAUGCUCUACCAAGAUACGAUCGAGCGGGAUACAAUCAAAUCCUUUUGAAUGUUCGGCCAAAUGGGGUCAACAAAAACGGGCCCCCAAAACUUAAAAUGGCCGGAGUCACGUACCUUCGCCUAACCGACGAGCUUUUCGAGCCCCAAAACUUCAAGAUAUUUAAGCUAUUUGUCAAGAAAAUGCAUGCUGAUCAGGAGUAUUGUCGUGAAAUGACCGAUUUACCCCCGUUGAAGAGAUCGAAACCGAAGAUUCCGAUCGAGAAACUACUGGAAGCAACGGAAACUAUAGAGACAUUCCCAUGGGAGAGUGAAACGGAUAUGAGUGUUGGGGGUAUUUUAGCUGAUUAUUUGGACAACUUGUUCAACAAGUUGUUUUCGAUCCUAAACUAAAGACGUAUUUAUUACAUGCAUUCUAUGUUGUCUGUGUACAUACUAUGUACAUGCAGUUAGCCCUGAUUUUAUCUAUUUUUUUCAUGGGGUCAGAAAUUGGGUUGAAAUUGAAUUGGAAUUUCCAAAUUGGCAAAUUCCGCUAAUUUAAUCUAGUUAUAAAAUUCCCAUUUUCAA